Cylicocyclus nassatus is the source of this 414-nucleotide messenger RNA. NCBI's taxonomy places the organism in Eukaryota, Metazoa, Nematoda, Chromadorea, Rhabditida, Strongylidae. The record is from the annotation of a GenBank genome assembly.
AUGUGGAUAGCAGUGUCUGGAAGAUGUCCAUGUGAACAUGGAUGGGAGUUUGAUACAGUGAUCAAAGGAGAAAUCUAUUACGUUAGUAAAGCUCGCUUUGUGCUUACCUUUGAAAAAGAAGGAGGAGGUGCCAACAUAGCUUACAACGUGUUGACGAAGAAAAUAUUCACGCGCAGCCCGCUCGCAAGUAGAUUUCCGAAGCAUAUGGGAUAUGUCGUUGUUAGGAAUGGUUGCAAAGCAAAAUUCCAGAAUUUCACCACAUAUGUGCUUGCAGGCAACUUACGACAAGAUAUGACACUCAAAUCAGUUUAUCUUCAAAUUACCGGAUGUGGCAUUCAUGUAAAGUGGGCUCCAGAGAAGGAAAUGGACGCCGUUAUCCCCAAGCUAUUCAGUCCUCAUCAAGAUCCUCUUUAG